Molecule: messenger RNA, 2150 nt
Organism: Sesamum indicum (sesame)
Lineage: Eukaryota; Viridiplantae; Streptophyta; Magnoliopsida; Lamiales; Pedaliaceae
Source: RefSeq, a predicted model, not a curated record
UUAAAAGUUCCCCAAGACGAGUACUUAAAGGUGCUAGUAAUUGAGCAAAAAGUCCAAAAAAAGAAGAAGGAAGAACGAAAAGAGCGAGGAGGAAAAUUAGGUUCUACAGGGCAUCACUUGCCUGCAAUUGUUGAUAACGGGAAGCUUUUGUUAGGGGGAAUAACAAUUAUGAGGGAUUGGGGUCUGGAUCUAUUCGACCCGAGAACCGCUGUUUUGGACUCGGAUUCUAGCUCCUCGCCCACCGGCGGCGGUGACCCCGACUUCGGCUUCGCCUUCAAUGAUAGCAAUUUUUCUGACCGGGUUCUCCGGAUCGAGAUUGUCGCGGAUCCUCCUGAGGCCCCACCGGAGUCUGAAGGUUGCCGUACCCUAGCUGAUUGGGCGGCGCGCAAGAGCAAACGACGCCGUGGAGAUGUUGUCAAAAAGGAGAAUGACAUGUACCACUCGUUUGCAGCUUUGGAUAUCAACAAUUGUCCUGAAGAGCAGAUCUUAGAUUGUCAACAGCCAGAUGUUGAAGAUGGCGCAGGUGAUGAGAAUCAUGAUGAAGAAGACAUUCCGAUGAUAGAAGAUUCACCAUCAGGAGAUGAAGCUGCAAACAGUGAUGAUUCAAAUUGGUCUGAAGAUGGUUCAAGAGUUCUAAGAGUUAGAACGUUGCAUAUCAGCUCUCCCAUAUUAGCUGCAAAGAGUCCAUUUUUCUAUAAGUUAUUCUCAAAUGGUAUGAUGGAAUCAGAGCAGAGACAUGUAACCCUCAGAAUUAGUGCCUCUGAGGAAGCUGCUGUAAUGGAGCUGUUAAAUUUUAUGUAUAGCGGUACGUUGAACGCCAGUACAGCUCCUGCUUUACUUGACGUGCUUAUGGCUGCUGAUAAGUUUGAGGUGGCUUCAUGCAUGAGACAUUGCAGCCGUCUAUUAAGAAACUUGGCCAUGACUCCAGAGUCUGCAUUACUUUAUCUGGAUCUUCCUUCCAGCGUUCUAAUGGCUGAUGCAGUUCAACCAUUGACUGAUGCAGCUAAACAGUUCUUAGCUGCUCGAUAUAAAGAUAUAUCAAAGUACCAAGACGAGGUUAUGAAUUUGCCUCUUGCUGGGAUUGAGGCAAUCCUGUCAAGCAAUGACCUUCAGGUGGCCUCGGAGGAUGCUGUCUAUGACUUUGUGCUUAAGUGGACUAGGACUCAUUAUCAAAAGCUGGAGGAGCGGCGAGACAUCCUAUCUUCUCGUUUGGGUCGCUAUAUUCGUUUUCCUUACAUGACUUGCCGGAAGCUGAGAAAAGUUCUAACCUGCAGCGACUUUGAUCACGACUUUGCAACUAAAUCCGUACUAGAUGCCCUAUUUUUCAAAGCUGAGGCACCACACCGCCAGCGAAGUCAUGCCACAGAGGAGUCAACAUCCACAAGCCGACGCUUCGUGGAGCGGGCCUAUAAGUAUAGACCCGUGAAGGUGGUCGAGUUUGAACUCCCACGCCAACAGUGUGUGGUCUACUUAGAUCUUAAACGGGAGGAGUGUGCGAAUUUGUUCCCAUCUGGGCGGGUAUAUUCUCAAGCUUUCCACUUGGGCGGACAAGGGUUCUUCCUGUCUGCACAUUGCAACAUGGAUCAGCAGAGUUCAUUUCAUUGUUUUGGUCUUUUCUUGGGGAUGCAAGAAAAGGGUUCGGUAUCAUUUGCUGUCGACUAUGAGUUUGCUGCGAGGUCAAAACCCACAGAAGAAUAUAUUAGCAAAUACAAAGGUAACUACACUUUUACUGGUGGAAAGGCGGUUGGAUACCGCAAUUUAUUUAGCAUCCCGUGGACUUCUUUCAUGGCUGAGGACAGUCUUUAUUUCAUCAAUGGCAUACUCCAUCUUAGGGCUGAGCUCACCAUCAAACGCUGAAAUACAGGAAGGAGAAGUCGAGUUAUCCUGACUCUGACGUUCAUUUGUUUUAGCUUUUGUAGAAAGCAAGAGAUUGUAGUUGAGAUGAGUGCUGGUAGAGCAGAGUGUACCCGGUAAGGCCCCAGUCAACACAUACAAGUUACUCGAAUGCUACAAUGCUGUAAAUAGAUGAUGUAGCUUGGAGGGAUGUUAUUUUUGCUUCUAUAGAGAAGCUUAAGACGUGAUUUAUCCUGUUUGAUCAAAGCUCUUAAAAGUUUAUUCUGAAUGGUUCCAUGGUUGCUCUUUCCUUUUUC